GUCUCUUCCUCACCAUUUUCCCCUUUAUUAUAAGGAGAGAAAGAGAAUACUGAAAACUGAGAGAGAGGCAUCAAAACCGCUCAGUCAAAGAAAAAACCAGUGACCAGAGAGAGCGACCGAGUCACCAAGAUAUCUUUUGAUAUUUUUGAACCAAAACCAGACAUGGGUUCUAAGCUAUUUCUCUUCUGCCUGCUUGUUCACUUCAUGGACCAAACAUGGGUGGCUGCUGCAAACACAGAGCUGAGAACACUCAUGGACAUUAAAGCGUCUCUAGACCCAGAGGGCAGGCAUCUCUCUUCAUGGAGAAUCAAUGGUGAGCCAUGCGAUGGUUCAUUUGAAGGAAUAGCGUGCAACGAGAAGGGCCAAGUAGCCAACAUCUCCUUGCAAGGAAAGGGUUUGUAUGGCAAGGUGUCUCCAGCCAUUGCAGGCCUCAAGCACUUGACUGGACUAUACUUGCAUUAUAACUCUUUGUAUGGAGAUAUACCAAGUGAAAUAGCCAACUUGACUGAGCUUACAGAUUUGUACUUGAACGUAAAUAAUCUCUCCGGCGAUAUUCCUCCUGAGAUCGGUAACAUGGGCAGCUUGCAAGUGUUGCAGCUUUGUUAUAACCAGUUAACAGGCAGCAUACCCACCCAGCUUAGUUCUUUGAAGACGCUUAGUGUUGUUGCUUUCCAAUCUAAUCAACUCACUGGUGCAAUCCCUGCAAGUUUAGGUGAUCUGAGUAUGUUAAGGAGACUAGAUUUGAGCUUCAAUCGCUUAUUCGGUUCAAUCCCGCAAAAAUUAGCUGAUGCUCCUCUUCUGGAAGUUUUAGACAUUCGAAACAAUACUCUGUCUGGCAAUGUGCCUCCUGCUUUGAAGAGACUGAAUGAAGGAUUUCUAUAUGAAAACAAUCUGGAGCUAUGUGGAGCUGGGUUUUACUUGUUGAAGGCUUGCAGUGCUUCAAGUAGCAUCAAUCCUAGUAGACCUGAACCUUUUGGAACUGGUACAACAAGAAACAUACCGGAGACAGCAGAUUUGCAGCUGCCUUGCAACCAAACUCCGUGCUCAAAUUCAUCCAAAUCUCAUCAAGCAUCUGUUGUUGUUGGUGCAAUUGUUGUAACCAUUGCAUUGUUAGCUUUAGCUAUUCUGACCUUCACACAAUAUCGGCGCAGAAAACAGAAGCUUGGAAAUGCAUUUGAUAUUGUUGACAGCCAUCUUGGUGAUGACCUGGCCAAGGGGGUUUAUAGGAAGAAUGGCUCUCCUCUCAUUAGCCUCGAGUAUGCAAAUGGAUGGGAUCCACUGGCCGAUGGUAGAAAUCUCAAUGGAUUUGCUCAAGAAGUCUUCCAGAGCUUUAGGUUCAAUCUUGAAGAGAUUGAGACAGCCACUCAGUACUUCUCAGAGGUGAAUUUGUUGGGCAAGAGUAACUUUUCUGCUACCUAUAAAGGGGUUUUAAGAAAUGGGUCUGUUGUUGCUGUAAAGAGCAUCAGUAAAACUAGUUGCAAGUCAGAUGAAUCUGAGUUUUUGAAGGGACUAAACAUUUUGACAUCCUUGAUGCAUGAGAAUAUAGUAACUUUAAGAGGAUUUUGCUGUUCAAGGGGCCGCAGGGAGUGCUUUCUCGUUUAUGAUUUUGUUCCCAAUGGAAAUUUGCUUCGCUAUCUUGAUGUGAAGGAUGGUGAUGGCCAUGUCCUCGAUUGGUCCACUAGAGUCUCUAUUGUCAAGGGCAUUGCCAAAGGUAUAGCACAUUUACACAAGUGCAAAGGGAACAAACCUCCUCUUGUUCACCAGAAUAUUUCGGCUGAGAAGGUGUUAAUCGAUCAGCGAUACAACCCAUUACUUGCAGAUUCUGGCCUGCCAAACGUUCUUACCAAUGACAUUGUCUUCUCAGCCUUGAAGGCCAGUGCUGCCAUGGGUUACCUGGCUCCAGAGUACACCACCACUGGUCGAUUCACAGAGAAAAGCGAUGUUUAUGCAUUUGGGGUGCUUGUUUUACAAGUCCUCUCUGGGAAGCGGAAAGUUACCAGCUUGGUCCAACAUGGAGCUGAGUCAUGCAAAUUCCAAGACUUUAUCGACCCAAACCUCCAUGGAAAGUUCUUCGAAUACGAAGCAACUAAACUCACAAGAAUCGCUUUUCUUUGCACCCAUGAUUCUCCUACUGAGAGACCAUCUAUGGAAGCGAUUGUCCAAGAAUUAAGUAACUUUAGUAGUUGUUUCUAAUUUCAAUUACUUCAUUUCUCAACUGUUGCCUGAACAACUUAUAGUGGGUAAUGGCAGGAUGAGGAUGAGUGUGGCACAAACUAUUCACUGAUGAUGGAAACUUUAGUAGUCUUCCCACUGGGGACUAAGCUUUGUUGUUCGUGUAAUUUUACGCAGGCUUGCUAAGCCUGAAAAGGGAAAUGAGGAGUUUUUCAUCCGUGAUUAACUUUGUUAAAAA
This is a messenger RNA of Mangifera indica (mango), 2410 nucleotides long. RefSeq names its product LRR receptor-like serine/threonine-protein kinase GSO1. The transcript has 4 exons. Bases 163 to 2193 code for a protein of 676 amino acids. The record is from RefSeq and is a predicted model, not a curated record. Gene Ontology annotation, biological process: protein phosphorylation. Gene Ontology annotation, molecular function: protein kinase activity; receptor serine/threonine kinase binding; ATP binding. NCBI's taxonomy places the organism in Eukaryota, Viridiplantae, Streptophyta, Magnoliopsida, Sapindales, Anacardiaceae.